AUGCACACCAGCAUAAUAUGCAGGUACUUCAGUUUGACCCUUCAGCAGUAUAUCUCGAGGAAACAGUUAUCAACGCUUCAUCAAGUAUUUCUUUCACAAGUGGACCAUCGCGCAUCUGGAACAAUCCGUUGUGAAGUCCUAGUUGUCCCAAAAUUCGAACAGGCCACCAUGGAGACCAACUUCACAGUCAUAGCUCAGCCAGACAGAGGGCCGAGCAUCACAGGUCGCCAGGGACCCUACCAGGUAGGAGACCUCCUCCUCCUGAAUUGUUCAUCACCUCCGUCCUUCCCCCCAACGACUCUUUCUUGGGAUAUCGACGGGAGAAAGGCCUCUCAAGAGACAGUGAUUUUAUAUCCAGGUGAGACGGAUAGCUUGGGCCGGGUUUCAUCCUGGUCAGGGCUUCAGAUGUGGCUCAGCCACCACCACUUCUCCAGAGGAAUUCUUGUCCUUCGGUGCACAGCAUCCAUCUUGGAUUAUUACAGCCGGUCUUCGGAGAUAGCCAUCACGAGCGCUGAUUACGUCGAUGUUGUGCCAAGGGAGAGGGCGUCCACGGGAGGAGCAGAGACAUUGUCCGUAGCUCUGUUCUUACUGCUGCUGCUCUUGUUGGCUAAUCUGGCCACGUGAAAGCAGCGGCUGAUGAUCUACUGGAACUGUCCCGUGGACUCCAGCCUCCGGAUUGGCUUUCACCCAGCACUUCUCCGUGGAUACCGUCGUUCCAGUCUCGUUUCGCUCUCGAAUUCAUUUCAGUGUCUAUGAGGAUGAGCAUAUCAAGACCCCCUCUGCGUUGCACUUAUCCUUCGUCUAGACUUCAGUAAGUUCUCUCUGAUGUAACGGUGUUUGAUGUAAGUAAAAUAAAGUGCGGAGACCCGGUGGCAUGAAAACAAAAAGAAAAAUAAAAGGCAGAUACUCGCUUAGUUUUGGACAGGGUCUGAAGUGACGAAGAGUGCCAGUGAUCUGAUUCUCUUCUGUCCGUCCGUGAUUGAAGAGGGACGAGGGAAUGUGGUUAUUUCAAAAUUGAUUCGAAAGAUUCUCUCUAACUGCCAGUUUGGGGGAGAGAAGAGUGGCCGUCAGGAGACGGGUGUUGAACAAUAAAUCAUCUUAGGCCUGACAGAAGCUGCAUACCAAAAUGGAGAUCUUCCUUUACAGAUAACCCGUCUCUAUCUUCCAUUCAGUGGAAAGAGGCAGAACCGGAUGGGCAGAAAUAAACGAAUCAAAAAUAGUCUUAUUUGGAAGAGUAGAUUUCUUUUCUAGUCAAAAGAGAGUGGUAACUGAAGUGUCAGGAAUGAAAGGUAAUUCGGGUACAAGCAAUACCUUUAAACUUAUGAGUACGCAUUGCUUUGUGGAUUUAUUCGCCUUUGAUAUAAGGUCUUUGCAUGGAUGACACAGAUAAUCCAAAUCUUCUCGA
Molecule: messenger RNA, 1405 nt
Organism: Macrobrachium nipponense
Lineage: Eukaryota; Metazoa; Arthropoda; Malacostraca; Decapoda; Palaemonidae
Exons: 5
Coding region: 1-624 (207 amino acids)
Source: RefSeq, a predicted model, not a curated record